Molecule: messenger RNA, 1458 nt
Organism: Vombatus ursinus (common wombat)
Lineage: Eukaryota; Metazoa; Chordata; Mammalia; Diprotodontia; Vombatidae
Gene: CINP
Product: cyclin dependent kinase 2 interacting protein
Exons: 5
Coding region: 71-706 (211 amino acids)
Source: RefSeq, a predicted model, not a curated record
AUCGGAAGUGAGCAUACGCGCUUCCGGUUGGCUCCGGAUCUUACUUCGAACUUCCUCCGGGCCUCAAGUAAUGGACGUGAAGAACUCUGGCCUGGUUACUCCCAAAAGAACUGUCUUAUCUGUCAGCGCAAGAAAAAUUAAGGACAAUGCUGCAGAUUGGCACAAUUUAUUACUGAAAUGGGAGACUCUCAACAAUAUGGGGUUUUCUGUUGCAAACAAAAUAGGAAACAUCAAAAUCAGUGCACUUACUGAAGACAAGGUAGAACUAGAAUGCAAUAGCAUUGCUUCUGGCUUUCAUUCUCAAAAGGUGUAUCCAAAAUAUAAUGAGGAACUUGAGAUGUUGUGCAAGGAACUUCAUGACACCUUGGAAAACUUGGCUAAGGUACAGGUGAAAAUGGAAAUGCUAACAUCAACCACUAAAGGAAUUUGUAACCUAGAAAAUUACCAUCGUGGAAAUGGAAAUUAUCAAACACCUCUUUUCCAUACAUGGCCCACUGCCUACUUCUAUGAAGUUUCCCAUAAGCUUUCAGAAAUGUACAAGAAGGAAAUACUCCUCAAACGCAUCAUUGUGGAAGAGCUCGCCCAUGCUACGAACCAGGAUCUCAUUUUAAGCUACUUAUCUGUGUGGUUGUACCAGCCCUAUGUUGAGAACAGCAGGCUUGAUGUGGAAAGCAUGCUACUUGAAACUGGACAUCGAGCAUUGUAAUUUUUCCAAAACCACUUCAUUAAUUGUAAACUCCCAAAACCAGAAUGAACCUUUCUUUCCAGGUCUUAUGAUAUAGGCCCACUGCUGCCUCAUACAUUUCCUUCCAGGGUCACAGCUCUACUUCUUUUCUCUCUUGCGGAAGGAGUUGCUUCAAUUCCACCUUAACACCACUUAACCACUCUGGUAGUAACUUUUAAAGUUGAUGCUAGUCAUCCAUUCAGUACAUACUUUUAAAACCAUGACCCUCCUUAUUUGACAAAAACUACUAGGAAAACUGAUCACGUGUUUGGCGGAAAAUGUUUAGAUCAGCAUUUAUUUCUACAGUAAGUUCCAAAUGGAUUCUCAGCCUGUUUAAAAAAAAAACGACACCCACACAAUGGGGUGAGAUCAGGAGAAUGAAAGGUUUCACAGUUAUAAGUAGGAGAAUUAUAAACCAAAGAAUAGAGGUAUAAAAUUAAAACACAUGUGUACAAACAAAACCAAAAGAAACUAGAUUGGGAAAAAUAGUUUAAUCGAAUAACAGAAUAAAAUCUGCUAUAGGAAAGUGAUACAAAAAUAUGAGAAUAAGAACCAUUUCCUAGCUAAGUGUUCAAAAUAUAGGAACAAAUGGCCUUCAGAAUUAAGAAAUGCAGUUAACAAACAAAAUAUUACAGGAAAUCACAAAGAGAAGUGAACAUUAACAAUACUGGUUUCACCUCACAUUAAAUUGGCAAACAAAAAAAAAAAGCCAGCAAUGCUGUUUAAGACAGGAG